Messenger RNA from Tripterygium wilfordii, 2177 nucleotides. RefSeq names its product very-long-chain aldehyde decarbonylase CER1-like. Gene Ontology annotation, molecular function: oxidoreductase activity; iron ion binding. The transcript is spliced from 10 exons. NCBI's taxonomy places the organism in Eukaryota, Viridiplantae, Streptophyta, Magnoliopsida, Celastrales, Celastraceae. The record is from RefSeq and is a predicted model, not a curated record. Bases 16 to 1875 code for a protein of 619 amino acids. Gene Ontology annotation, biological process: lipid biosynthetic process.
AAAGAAGAACCAAAUAUGGCUUCUAAUCCUGGAAUUCUCACUGACUGGCCAUGGAAGCCUCUCGGAAGCUUUAAGCAUGUGGUGUUGCUUCCUUGGGUGGUUCACAGCACAUACUCAUUUUUGGUAAGAAAAGAAAAUGAGAGAGACCUCUCAAACUUCCUCAUAUUCCCAUUCCUUGUAUGGAGAAUCCUCCACAACCAGCUCUGGAUCACCCUCUCCCGCUACCAAACCGCCAAAGGCAGUUCCCGGAUCGUCGACAAAGGCAUCGAGUUCGAUCAGGUUGAUAGAGAACGAGACUGGGAUGAUCAGAUUGUUUUCAAUGGGAUAUUAUUUUACUUGGGAAGCAAGACACUGGCUGGGGCAUCAAAACUGCCGGUGUGGAGAAUGGAUGGUGUGAUUUUAACGAUUCUUAUACACAUGGGUCCAGUGGAGUUCCUCUACUACUGGCUUCACAGGGCUCUUCAUCACCAUUUUCUCUACUCACGUUACCAUUCACAUCACCACUCCUCCAUCGUCACCGAACCCAUCACAUCUGUGGUUCAUCCAUUUGCAGAACACAUAGCCUACUUCCUGCUCUUUUCAAUACCAUUACUAACCACCAUAUUCACCGGCAACGCCUCCCUGGCCUCCUUCGUCGGCUACAUCACCUACGUUGAUCUAAUGAACAACAUGGGUCACUGUAAUUUUGAGCUAAUCCCUAAUUGGCUCUUCUCCAUUUUUCCUCCUCUCAAGUACUUAAUGUACACUCCCUCAUUUCACUCUCUUCAUCACACUCAAUUUCGGACUAAUUACUCAUUGUUCAUGCCAUUCUACGAUUACAUCUAUGGUACAAUGGACAAAUCUUCUGGUUCUUUGUACGAGAAUUCUCUAAAAAGGGAGGAAGAAUCUCCGGACGUGGUUCACUUGACCCAUCUAACCACGCCGGAGUCGAUUUACCAUCUCCGGCUAGGGUUUGCUUCAUUGGCGUCCAAGCCUCACACCAAGAAAUGGUACUUGUGGUUAAUGUGGCCUGUCACGCUAGGGUCCACGGUCUUCACUUGGGUUUAUGGUCGCACUUUUGUGGUUGAGAGGCAUCGAUUCCAGAAGAUGAGGUUACAAACUUGGGUUAUAGCAAGAUACAAUAUGCAAUACUUAAUGGAAUGGAAAAAUGAAUCCAUCAAUAGCUUGAUUGAGGAAGCUAUUAUUGAAGCAGAUAAAAGAGGAGUCAAAGUAUUGAGCCUUGGUCUCUUAAAUCAGGGGGAGAAGCUGAAUGGGUAUGGUGGGCUUUAUGUAGAGAGGCAUCCAGGGCUUAAAGUGAGAGUGGUGGAUGGGAGUAGUCUGGCAGUUGCUGUUGUUUUAAACAGCAUUCCCAAAGGGACAACACAAAUUCUCUUCAGGGGUAAACUCACCAAGGUUGCAUGGGGCAUUGUCUCUGUCCUUUCUCAUAGGGGCAUCCAGGUGGCUACAUUACGUGGAGAAGAAUAUGAGAAGCUGAGUAAAUACAUGGGGAGCAAGUUAAAGAGUAAUUUGUUGCUGUCGAAAAGUUGUUCGCAGAAGAUUUGGCUGGUUGGAGAUGGAUUGAGUAAGGAAGAACAAGAAAUUGCAACAAAAGGAACAACAUUCAUUCCCUUCUCCCAGUUCCCACCCAAGAAGCUACGCAAAGACUGCAUCUACCACACAACUCCUGCAAUGAAAACUCCAAUGUCUAUUGAGAAUGUGGACUCGUGUGAGAACUGGUUGCCUCGAAGGGUGAUGAGUGCAUGGAGAGUGGGAGGAAUAGUGCACGCCAUGGAAGGAUGGGAAGAGCAUGAAUGUGGGUUUAUUGAUCAUAUCAACAACAACAACAUACACAAAGUUUGGGAAGCAAGUCUACGUCAUGGAUUUCAACCUCUCUGAAUAUUUCAACAUGCGUCAACUCAGCCUAACUUGCAGUUAUAGUAUUAUGCCUUCUAGUUUUAAUGCACAGUUGUAUUAGUGGGGGUAGUUAUCAUUUAAUGUUGUAAUAGCUAGGUAUGAAGGUGGUUUAAAGUUUAAAGUAGUUGUUCCACGACCUUCAUGGUCACCAAAUAUAUAGAUGGAGCAUGUGUGUUAAGUGGGUAGUUCGAUUACAUCUCUUGCAUGAGUCAUGAGAUGAGGGAGGGUGGCGUGUCCAAUGUUUAUAUAUAUGUUUGUUGAGUUGAAUAAAGAAGGCAACAAGU